UGCCUCGUCUUGGCUUGCGCGCCGUCCUGCGGGGCUUCUGGAGACGGGAGGCGAACUGGGGAGGGACGUUUCUGCACACCUCCUGAGUUUCUUCAAAGAGCUGCAGAGAGAGAGACACGGGGGAGGAGGGGAGAUCACACAGAAAAGAGAAAAGAGAGAGUGUGAGGGGGGAGAAGAGAAGAGAAGGGAGGCGAAAUCAUCCCAUCCUCCGCUUGCGAGCAAAGGCACCGCUGCUUGGAUCCGUCUUCUCCUCGGAUGUAACCGGAUAAAAUGCUGAAGUUUUUCUCUGCGCGGGAUGACGAGAACGAAAGCCUUCUGGGAGCAAUAACUGAGGAUGAAGGAGACAAUCCGUCUCUGCAGGACACCAAGCACCACUGGCUCAACAGGCCCUGCCUCCUGGUGCUCAAAGACGGGGAUGUGUCGAAACCAGGACAAAUCAGAGCAGAAUCUCCUUCCAAAGCCGCCUCGGAUGCAACAAUCAGAAGCACAUGUGAGCAGAAACCGUAUGAGUAUCCCACCAAAACAGCUUCACACUCCCAGCUGGAGGAAGGCAGCUGCACUGUGACCGCCAUCUCGACAUGGGGUGAGCGGGAGGCGUCCUCCAGCCCUCUGGUGCUGAGCCCUGCAGAGGCAGCCUGGCCUGAGGACGAGGAGGAGAAGCCCCAGGUUCUCCCAUCGAAGGAGGACUCGGUGAUUGAGGAGAAGGAGGUGGAGGAAAGUGGGCAGCAAGAGCAAACCUGCAGCUCGGAGGCGACUGCAGCACCUUCAUCUGAGGAGACCUGUGGAAAGGAGCUGCAGAGCCAGACGAAGACGACCAGACCUAAAGGAGGAGAUGAAACCAGCAAGGCCCAGGCAGCCAGUGGAGGAGGAGCGAUGGCCGAGUGUGCAGCUUCUCCUGUGGAUCCUGAUAAUGAGAGCAGCCCUGUCGGCAUCCUGUCCAAGGAACGAGGCUCCAUCCUGGGGGAUGUCGCUCCGGUGUGGGUCCCUGAUGCUGAAGCUCAGGUCUGCAUGAAGUGUGGGGUCAAGUUCACGUUCACCAAGAGGAGGCACCACUGCCGCGCAUGUGGGAAGGUUUUUUGUUCACUUUGCUCCAAUCUGAAGUUCAGACUUACACAUCUGGAUGGCAAGGAGGGACGGGUUUGUGUUUCCUGUCAUUCAACCCUCAUCAAAAGGACGCCUCCGAGGGGGAAGAGGAGGGUGUGGUUUGCGGAUGAAAUCCUGGCCAAUAAGCAGUCAGAGUCUGCUCCGACCACGCCGGUGAGGGGGCCGACGUUCUCCCCGCUGAUGAGGCGGGCGCUGGGAGGACCGGGUAGAAGUCCUGUGGGUUCACCACAGCUCAGGAGAACCUCCAGGCCACACGGGACGUCCAUCAGUGAGGCCUGUGGUCCUUACGGCUGGGGAACCACAGCUUUAGUGAGCAGCUCUGCCAACCUCAUCCCCCUGGACGGCCUCCCACCCAUCCUCACCUCCACAGGAGUCAAAGGAGAUUACACUGUGGAGGAGCAGCCGUCUGAGAUGCUGCUUAUUCAGGAGCUGGAGAGCGGCAGACCCAAACCUCUGGUGUUUGUCCUCAAUGCCAACCUGCUUGCUAUGGUCAAGCUGGUCAACUAUGUGAACAGGAAGUGCUGGUGCGUGACAACAAAGGGGAUGCACGCCGUGGGGCAGGUGGAGGUGGUGGUGCUGCUGCAGUGCCUCCCCGAAGAGAAAAGCUUCCCCAAAGACAUCUUCAGCCACUUCAUCCAGCUGUACAGGGACACACUGACAGGGAAGGUUGUGAAACACUUGUCGCUGUCCCUGUUUGGCAGCAGAUUCUUAGGCAGCGAGGAGCAUGCAGGCUUCCUGUACGUUCGCUCCACUCUGCAGUCGCUUCAAGGUCUACCUCUGCCCAACCAGCCCUACCUCUUUGGCCUGCUGGUGCACAGAGCGGAGGUGGCCUGGGCCAAAGCUUUCCCCCUGCGCCUCAUGCUGCGGCUCGGGGCUGAGUACCGAUUCUACCCGUGUCCCCUGUACAGCGUGCGUUUCAGGAAGCCUUUGUUUGGGGAAAUUGGUCACACCAUCAUGAGACUACUAGUGGAUUUUAGGAAUUACCGUUACAGCCUUCCAAUGGUGCCGGGGCUCACUGUGGAUCUAGAAGCUCAGAGGACGCUCAUAAAGAUACCGACCACCGGGUAUAACGAGCUAAUGAAGGCUCUGAAUAAGUCCAAUGAGCAUGUGCUGGCCAUCGGGGCGUGUUUCAAUGAGACUGCAGACUCCCACCUCAUCUGUGUGCAGGCAGACGACGGCCAGUAUCAGACACAAGCCAUCAGCAUCCACAAUCAGCCACGCAAAGUGACCGGAUCCUGCUUUUUUAUAUUCAGUAGUGCACUGAAGGCCUCUGCAGGAUACCUGGCCAAGUCCAGCAUCGUAGAAGACGGCCUCAUGGUGCAGAUCACCGUGGAAACCAUGGCGGAGCUCCGCCGGUCGCUACGGGAGAUGAAAGACUACACCGUCACCUGCGGACGGCUCGACCAAUCAGAGAGCCAGGAGCUUGUUUGCGUGCAGUGGGUGGAGGAGAAGUGCACUGUGAAUAAAGGUGUCAUAAGUCCCAUCGAUGGGAAGUCUAUGGAGUCUAUCAUCAGUACCAAGAUGUUCCAGAAAUCAGAGUACAAAGAAAAUGGGAAGAUCAUCCGCUGGACAGAAGUGUUCUUCCUGCAGAGGGCCGAUCAUCCCAAAGGAGCAGUGACUGACUCUGCUGAACACAACCGGCUGACGGAGCGCAUCGCCCGGGCGUUCUGCUUGGCGCUGUGUCCUCACCUGAAGCUGCUGAAAGAGGACGGGAUGGCCAAACUGGGGCUGCGUGUCACAUUCGACUCUCAAGAGGUGGGAUUUGUGGCCGGCAGCAACGGGCAGCCGCUCCCAGCUCAGUACCUCAACGCCCUGGACAGCGUGCUGAUCCCCGUCAUCCACAGCAGGGGGCGCAAGAGGGGCGACGAGUCCAUAGUGAUGGAGCUCAUCUUCUACAUCUUGGAGAACAUCACUUAGAGAAGCCAAGCUCCAGUUUCAUUCUGACCACAGCGCCGUCUCCAGCACUCCUCAUCAGUGAGGUUACAGGCCAAUAAAAGCAUUCCAAGGGCAAACCGGAUCCCAUCCGAGGUCUGCAUCCAUCUCAUCCAUCCACCACUAGAGAGAAACGAUCAGACUCUUAUUGGCUUUCUGAUCUACCCGGCCGCAGACAAUCUGCAUGAAACGUACGACGGACCACGAGAUCAGCGUGCAGCUCUUUGCACUGUAGUAGCAACUUCAUAGCUUGUUUAUCAUCCAUGUCACAACGUUCAAUACCUGUUCCUAUACAGAGAAUACCUUUAAAGUGGGCGCUGGGUUCAGCCCCACGACCUUAAAGCAAAGAGAAAAAGAGAAUGACUUGAAGUACUGUAUGUAGUAGAUCUGUAGCGAUUUGAUGCACACUGAAUGAAUGCCUAAAGAAUGUUUUCAUACUGGAUGUAUUUUAAUCGACUGCUCAUGAAAUGUAAUGUCAGCUUGGAAUUAAACUUGCAACAAUGA
This is a messenger RNA of Acanthochromis polyacanthus (spiny chromis), 3540 nucleotides long. RefSeq names its product zinc finger, FYVE domain containing 9b (gene zfyve9b). The transcript is spliced from 16 exons. Gene Ontology annotation, biological process: liver development; endosomal transport. Bases 271 to 3021 code for a protein of 916 amino acids. The record is from RefSeq and is a predicted model, not a curated record. Gene Ontology annotation, molecular function: metal ion binding. Gene Ontology annotation, cellular component: early endosome membrane; endosome. NCBI's taxonomy places the organism in Eukaryota, Metazoa, Chordata, Actinopteri, Pomacentridae.